AUGGCGAUGGCGAGGAGGAGGGCCCUCGCGCUCGUGUCCCAGCUCCUCCAGAGGCGGGUUCUCCCCGCGCCGCGCUUCCUCUCGUCGGCGGCCGGCGGCGCUCUAGACCGCCUCAAUUCGCCGCCCUUCGCACGCCCGGCCGCGCCCAGGAAUCCCGCUUCCCCUUCCCCAUGGGAUCGGCUCGGAGGGCAGAAGAGGACCAUGUUCAUCCAGACGCAGUCGACCCCCAACCCGCAGUCGCUCAUGUUCCAUCCUGGAAAGCCGGUUAUGGAAGUUGGGAGCUCUGAUUUCCCUAAUGCUCGGACUGCGAUGACAUCACCUUUGGCGAAGGCACUGUUUGCGAUCGAAGGAGUUACAAGAGUAUUCUUUGGAUCUGAUUUUGUAACUGUGACAAAAUCUGAUGAGACUUCAUGGGACUAUCUUAAGCCUGAGGUCUUUGCUGCGAUAAUGGAUUUCUACUCAUCUGGACAGCCACUUUUCCUGGACUCAAAUACCGCAGCUGCUAUGGACACAGCAAUUCAUGAGGAUGAUUCAGAAAUAGUUGCUAUGAUAAAAGAACUGUUGGAGACCCGUAUUCGUCCGGCUGUUCAAGAUGAUGGUGGUGACAUUGAAUACCGAGGAUUUGAGCCAGAAACAGGAAUAGUGAAGCUAAAAAUGCAAGGUGCCUGCAGUGGCUGCCCGAGUUCAUCAGUCACGUUGAAAUCUGGCAUAGAGAACAUGCUCAUGCACUAUGUGCCCGAGGUGAAAGGAGUGGAGCAGGAGUUUGAUGGUGAUGAGGAAGCUGAACUGGCUGGCCAGAUGGAAUGA
Triticum turgidum subsp. durum (durum wheat) is the source of this 807-nucleotide messenger RNA. The record is from the annotation of a GenBank genome assembly. NCBI's taxonomy places the organism in Eukaryota, Viridiplantae, Streptophyta, Magnoliopsida, Poales, Poaceae.